CUUUGCCCAAUAAUUGACUUUUCGGUUUCUUAGGCUCCAACUUCGAGCUUGAUUCCGCGAAAAUUCCAUUUCCUUUUCGUGUCCCUUUUUUGUUUUUCUCCGAAAACAGCAGAUAGGAAGAAAAGAACCCAUAAAUUCAAUCCGAAGAAAACCUAAUUAAAUUAGCAAAGAGGAUUGGAAUUAUCGUCGUGAUUUUCGAAGAACAAUGCUUCACAGGAGUUUCAAGCCCGCGAAAUGCAAGAUAGCGUUAAAGCUUGCUGCCUCGCGUAUAAAGUUAAUGAGGAACAAGAGGGAAGUACAGGUGAAGCAGAUGAAGAGGGAUUUGGCGCAAUUGCUCCAGUCUGGUCAAGACCGUACAGCUAUGAUUAGGGUUGAACAUGUGGUCAGGGAAGAGAAGACAAUGGCAGCCUAUGAUCUUCUUGAGAUAUAUUGCGAACUUAUAGUGGCACGUCUGCCUAUCAUUGAGUCACAAAAAAACUGCCCAAUCGACUUGAAGGAAGCAGUAUCGAGUGUAAUAUUUGCAUCUCCAAGAUGUGCAGACAUUCCAGAGCUGAUGGAUGUUCGCAAGCAUUUUACAGCAAAAUAUGGAAAAGAGUUUGCUUCAGCAGCUGUUGAAUUGCGUCCAGAUUGUGGCGUAAGUCGCUUGUUGGUUGAGAAAUUAUCUGCCAAAGCCCCUGAUGGUCCAACAAAAAUUAAAAUCUUGAGGGAAAUAGCUGGAGAACAUAAUGUCAAAUGGGAUCCCGAGUCAUUUGAAGAGAAAGAUACAAAGCCUCAUGAGGAUUUGCUGAAUGGACCUAAUAGUUUUGAGACAGCUAGUCGAAUGCAUGCAGAGUCUUCUAAGCCUCCUAGUGUUCCGGUUACACCUCAUAAUGUUGGCAGGGGACCUGUUAAUUUCCAAGAGGAACCCAAGCAAGAUGAAAGUCCUGAUGUACAUUUGAACUUGAAUGAGCAUAAUGCACGACCAUCAUCCCUUCCUCAAAGUUUUGCAUCUACAAUGUCAUCUGAUCCUCCUCAUCCAGGACUGAAACCUUUAGGAGCUGGAAGUGAGGGCAUGGAGCAUAGGCAUUCAUUUACUGGGCAGAAUUGGAAUAUGGAAUUUAAGGAUGCCACUGCUGCUGCACAGGCUGCUGCUGAAUCUGCAGAACGAGCAAGUAUGGCUGCCCGGGCAGCUGCAGAACUUUCAAGCCGUGAAAUGACAACCAGACAGCAGUCUAUGAAGUCGCAGAAGUCUUCAACUCAUGAGCCAAGAGAUAAAGGGCUUUGGAACAGUGCAGGCUCCAAGUUGCCUAGUGAAUCUGCCAAAGAUCAAAUUAAAGACACCUUUCAAGGAAGAAACUCUGGGAAUUUCACUGAGCAAAUUGAUAGGAAUGAACUAGAUGAUGCAAGACUGACUGAAAGAUUUAACCAGCUAAAGAGCACUAUGGCAGCUUCUAAUUAUGUUGACAGUGUUGCCCCAAUGCCAGACAAUUUCCGAGAGGCAGAUAAGUAUCCUCGAAAUGAUUCAUCUGAUUCAGCAACGAGAGACUUUUCGAGUGAAGUGAAUCUAAAGGAAAGGUCGAAUCAAUCUGGACGAGAAUUUGUGAAUGAGGAAGAUGAAAUGAAAUAUGAAGAAAAGAGCAUUGGAAAACAAUCCGGCGGUGCUUCGUCACAUUCUCACUCAAGCUCUCUUGAUGAUGAUCACCUUUUAGUUUCAAAUUUAAACCAACAGAAUGUAGUGAAUAAUUUUGAUGAGGACCCAUUUAUCAGCCAUGGAGGAAGUAAUGACAGAACUGCCAAAGAAACCACCUCUUAUGGCAAUGAUGUUGUGGCUUUUGAUGAUUCUGGUUCGGAAUAUGGUGAUUCUAUAAUUGAUGUUGGGGAUGAGCACCAUCAACAUGAAACUAGUUGGUAUCCACAAGACCAAAAAUCGUCCAAGCUUGGUUUGGAGUCGUAUCCGCAGCAGCAGCACUCUACUACUGUGUUUUCUGAAGGCUUGCAAAAUUCUACCAUUCAUCCAUCCCAAGAUGACUUGUUGCCUGCUACUUUUGAUGAUUCAGACGGUCCAAGUUCUGAAAGUGAAGAAGAAAUAGAGAAGUUCAAGCUUGCGGGAAGUAUGGGUACCGGCUAUGAACAGAAUGUCAUCUCUGCAAAUCCUGAAUUGUCUGCUGGAUCUUCAUCCAUAGAAAAGGAAGAUGUAGGAUUUGACAAAAAGUCGUGGUUAAGGGCAAGCACGGUUGAUUCAGAUCCACCAGAAUUGCACCAGAGAAACCAUGGGAUUGAAGUUAAUGAUGGGUCUAUUAGGGACUAUGAGUAUGGUUACCUGCCUUCCACUCAGCCUUCUACCCUACCCAUGAGCUCGCAGUCAAAGUCAAGUGGUUUAAAUGCCAAUUCUUUCAAUAACCAUCAGCAUUCUAGGAAAUCGUCUGGGCUUGCACUUGUCCAGGAAGUCAAAAAUGAUGUUCAGACACCAGAAUCAAUCGGUACCUCGAUGGAUGCUGAAGUUCCUAAGGACUUUAGUUUGGAAGGUGAUAAGGAGUUGAACUUUGGAACAUUGACUGGCGGGCUUCGGAACAAGGGAUAUAGGCAACCACCAUAUACUAGGAAUUCUGGCAAUGCUUCAUUGUCCAAACAAGGUGUAGAGAGUAUGAAUACCAAAAUUGAGCAGUCCUCUCUUUCCCCUAAAGUUGAGACUUCAAUUUCGUUGGGGAUUCGAGAUCAAGAGUCAGACAGUAAGAUGGUGAAGUCAAAAGUAAAUGAAAAGGCAAGCACAAGAGCUCCAACUACUUAUUUUGAUUCUAGUGAUGAUUCAGAUGUGGAACUCCCCCAGCGGACUUUUGGCAAGACUCAAGGGCCAUACAAGCAGAAAGCAGGCAAUGAAGCAAAUAGAAGGACAAGCUCAAGCUCAAAGACCUAUUUUGAUUCAGAUAGUAGUGAUUCAGAGCAAAGUUUUGGUAAGCAGACUUCAUCCAGCAAAAUUCCUUCUGGUACUGGAUUUUCUGGACGAACAAAAGUCACUUCAGCCCUUGAUAGAAAUUAUCUUCAAAAGGCUUCAGUACCGUCUGAAUCAACAGAGACUGUAGACUAUGGUUUGCAAAAAAAAUCAGCUGCAAAGACUUUCUAUAGUACUGAAUCUCGACAUGAACGACAGUCUCAGGAGAGAGCACAUAACUUAGUAAGCUCUGAAGAACCAAAAGGUGUAGCCAAACAAGCAGGUUCGAAACCAGUUACAAAAUCCAGGAAGUCUUCAAAUGAGGACAAUCGGAAAAUAUCUGCUCGGGAACAAACUUCUAAUCCUCUUCCAAAGAUUGCAGCAUCAGCUAAAUCUGAAAGUUCAAAGACCUCAAAUAAGGAAACUCCAUCUAGGGAGAAUUCGAUCAACAAAGCCAGUCAUGUUCAUCCAAAACUUCCUGAUUAUGACGCCCUAACUGCCCACCUGCAGUCGCUCCGGCAAAAUCGCCAAUAAUUCUGGUUUUUAAAACUAUAGGUACUCUCCUUAGUUGCACUCUUCACAUAUUCUUUGCAUUGUUCAUUAUAAUAGUUUAUUCCUGAUAUUGAGAACAGUUGAUUAAUUUUGAUGCCUAUGAGGAUUAUACUUUUCUUUACGUAUGUUUGUUUGUUUGUUUGUUUUUUUUUUUGAGUUCUGGCCUUCUGGGACUCUGGGAUGGUUAUAGUAAAAUCUGUAUUGAAGGUUGCCUCUUGAUGUUGAGUUAUAAUGGAUAAAUUCUUUUUGGUCUGUA
This is a messenger RNA of Tripterygium wilfordii, 3716 nucleotides long. RefSeq lists its product as uncharacterized. Gene Ontology annotation, biological process: protein transport. The transcript has 7 exons. The record is from RefSeq and is a predicted model, not a curated record. Lineage: Eukaryota; Viridiplantae; Streptophyta; Magnoliopsida; Celastrales; Celastraceae. The coding region runs from base 206 to 3442 and encodes 1078 amino acids.